UGCCCCGCCUGCAGGUGAGCAGUGUUGUGUGAGAGCCAGCUGCCUGUCUGCCCACUCAGUGGCAGUUCCCUGGAGCUAUCUGUCCCCGCUGGAGCCUCAGCAGAUCCUUCUUUCAGAAGUCACUACCAAGAGUCCUGAACAGGAGCCACCAUGCAGUGCUACAGCUUCAUUAAGACCAUGAUGAUCUUAUUCAAUUUUCUCAUCUUUCUGUGUGGUGUGGCCCUGUUGGCAGUGGGGAUCUGGGUGUCAGUCGAUGGGCCAUCCUUCCUGAAGAUCUUCGGGCCGCUGUCGUCCAGUGCCAUGCAGUUUGUCAACGUGGGCUACUUCCUCAUCGCAGCUGGCGCUGUGCUCUUUGCUCUUGGUUUCCUGGGCUGCUACGGUGCUCACACUGAGAACAAGUGUGCCCUCAUGAUGUUCUUCUUCAUCCUCCUCAUCAUCUUCAUUGCUGAGGUCGCAGCUGCUGUGGUCGCCUUGGUGUAUACCUCAGUGGCUGAGCACUACCUGACAUUGGUGGCAGUGCAAACCAUCAAGAAGGACUAUGGCUCCCAGAAGGACUUCACACAAGUGUGGAACAGCACCAUGGAAGGGCUCAAGUGCUGUGGCUUCAACAACUACACGGAUUUUGAGGAGUCUCCCUACUUCACAGAUAACCAGGUCUUUCCCCCAUACUGUUGCUUUGAUGAUGUCAAUGGCACGGAACCCUGCACCAAGAAGAGGGCCGAGGACAAACCUGUACAGGGUUGCUUCAAGCAGCUUCUGAGUGACGUCCGAACCAACGCAAUCACUGUGGGUGGUGUGGCAGCCGGAAUUGGAGGCUUGGAGCUGGCUGCCAUGAUUGUGUCCAUGUACCUGUACUGUAAUUUGAAAUAAGUCUGCCUCUGCCUCCGCCACUGCUCCUGCCACACAGGAACUGGGAAGAGCACCCUGGCACUGCCAAAAGGCCGGGAUCAGGGUGGCGACAGGAUCUAACAGUGUCAUUUGGGCCAGAGUGG
Molecule: messenger RNA, 992 nt
Organism: Myotis brandtii (Brandt's bat)
Lineage: Eukaryota; Metazoa; Chordata; Mammalia; Chiroptera; Vespertilionidae
Gene: TSPAN1
Product: tetraspanin 1
Exons: 8
Coding region: 151-870 (239 amino acids)
Cellular component (GO): membrane
Source: RefSeq, a predicted model, not a curated record